GCAAACAAGCAAAAUGCGUCCUCACAAACUAAUACAGUUCCAACAGCAGAUCGAGUACCACCUAUAAGUGGGUAUCAAUGGCCAGCAGAUCAAACUCCUGGCGUUAUGGGUCUCAAGAAUCAUGGCAAUACCUGUUUUAUGAAUGCAGUAUUGCAAUGUCUUAGUCAUACUGACAUUUUAGCUGAAUACUUUGUAUUGGACCAAUACAAGGCUGAUUUAAAACGGCGUAACAAAAUCAAUUCACGUAAGUUUGGCACGAAAGGUGAAUUAACUGAACAGCUAGCAAAUGUCCUGAAAGCACUAUGGACAUGCAAGAAUGAAAGCGAUCACAGCACCAGUUUUAAGGCGGUUGUAGAUCGAUAUGGUUCCCAGUUUCGUAGCUCUACGCAGCAUGACGCACAAGAGUUUCUAUUUUGGUUACUGGAUAAAGUGCAUGAAGAUUUGAACACAGCAACUAAAAGACGCUACAAAAGCAUGAAGAAUACCUAUGGUCGUCCUGAUGAAGUCAUUGCUGCUGAAACUCUAGCGAAUCAUAUACGCUGUAACAAUUCCUUUGUACAAGCAGUAUUUCAGGCUCAGUUCCGCUCAUCACUUACAUGCCCACGUUGCAAGAAACAAUCGAAUACAUUCGAUCCGUUUCAUUGCAUUUCAGUACAAUUGCCGCAGCUGUCGCAGCAAACAAUCUUUGUAACAGUGGUUUAUUUGAAAAAGCAUCCGCGACAAGUCAAAUAUGGUCUAACGGUGCCGGCUGGAUCACCUAUAGUAGCGCUGAGAGAGCAACUGCAAAUAAAUACAGGCAUAUCCAGUAAUUGUAUGGUUUUAGUUGACAUAAACAAAGAAGGAUUUUCACGUGUAUUUUAUGAUACUCAACCGGUUGCAACAUUGAAUGGAAUUGAUACAAUUUAUUGUAUUGAAGUACCAGAAAUAAAAGCGCCAGCAGUUACAACAACAUCUGGAAAUGCAAACGAAGGCACUUUUAACAAAAAUUGUGAUAAUACAACUACAAGUGUCCCAACGACAGUAAGUAAUACAACUACAUCUACCACUUUGUUAAUACUUGUAACAAAUGUGCGAAAAAAGAAGAAGUAUGAUCCUGGCACCGAUGAUGUUGUUGCUACAACUGAUGCUGAAGUAAAAGAAAAAGAUAUAGGCUAUGAACGAUUUAGUUCACCAUUCAGUAUGCAUGUAUCACGUGACUGUAGUUUUGCAGAAUUACAAAAAAAACUGUUGCGUGAAAUGGCGCCUUUGCUCAAACCAGAAGUUUUUUCAUAUACAACACCAACAAACAAAAUGUUUCAUAUACGCUUACAAGAUCCUUCAGCCGAUCCAGUAACAUAUCUUGAGCCAGUUGAACAUCCAUUAUUAACAGAAAUGAUUGAUUUAGCUUUAUCAGUACUGUCAGCUGAGGCUGGACCAGCACAUAUAAAAUUAUUGUUAGAAUGGUCUGAACCAGAAGAGUAUUUUGCUGAUCUUACGUCCACUAUUGUUGACCAUGAGAGUGUGGCACGUUUACUUGAUAAUAAGUCCAACAAUGAUGGUGUUUUAAGUUUAGAACAAUGUUUGGAACACUAUACCAAAGCGGAAACAUUAAGUGCUGAAGAUGCCUGGCGUUGUCCACAUUGUCAACAAUAUUUGCCAGUAGUAAAAACUUUAGGAUUAUGGUCACUUCCUGAUAUACUUGUUGUACAUUUUAAGCGUUUUCGCCAACAUCAAGCUAAAGGUCCGAAUGCUGCCAAGCUUACAACAAUGGUUAAUUUCCCGUUAAAUGCAUUUGAUAUGUCUCCGCAUUUGGCGCGUGGUGCUGAUGAAGAGAGUCGUUCAACCCUAUCAGCUUCAGAUGCUACACAACAUUUUCGGCCUAGUCCUUGGAAAAAAGGUCGUACUGGAGAUUCACGAUCUUCAACACUUAACUCUCGAGAUAAUAAAGAGACACGGUAUGAUCUGUAUGCAGUAUGCUACCAUCAAGGUGAUACAUUAGAAACUGGGCAUUAUACCGCUGCUUGUAAAAAUCCUUAUGAUCGGCAAUGGUAUAAAUUUGAUGAUCAACGUGUUACGAAAGUUCCAAAUGAAUCAAUACAAGAGCAAAUAAUUAAUAACGAAGCUUAUAUGCUUUUUUAUCAGAGAAGACUGGGAGAUGUCGUCGAAUGUUCUGGUUCUAGUUCCAAUUCCGGAGAUCAUUGGGUAUCACGUAUAGCGCCUCCUCUUCCACCACCAACUCAAACGGUGGAUCAGUUAAACGUAACUGUAGAAAAGGCUGAAAGUCAAACAAAAGAAGAUGAAGUGGAAAAUGAAAAUGUAAUAACGAAAGCUGAAACAAAACCAUUAGAAAUACCGAAGAUUAGUAACGAUAAUCAAGAUAAUUUAUCAAAAGAAGUUGAAAUAAAUGUCGUACCAGAAAAUACGCUCGCUCAAACGGUUGUGAUUGAAAAAGUGGACGAAAAGAACUUGGUCGACAUUAAAGAAAUUGCUUAUGCAGAUGGCGUUGGUGCUGAUGAUGAAGAAGAUGAACUCGAAGUUCUGGAAACAUUAGUUACAAAAAUUAAUGAAGUCGAAAAAGUUACAGAUGAUGUUAAUCAAAUAUUUGAAAUGGAUGAAGAUUGCCCCAUAAAUGAAAAUGAAAUCACUGAACAAAAUGAGUUGGUAAUUCCAACAUCUGAGUCAGAAAAAGUAAAUAAUGCGGUGCCAAUAACAGCAAUGACAGUAUUAAGAACAAUUUGCUCACCUACAAAGAAAUCAGCUGCUUCAUCAGGAGAUACAGCGGCAACUAUAUUAAACCAUUCACCACAAGUUGUAAAUAAUCAUAAAAUUGACAUGAACGGUAUGGACAUCAAUCGUUCGAGCAAAUAUUCUCCAACACCAAAUGCUUCAAAAUCAACAACAUCUUCGGAUUCAUCAUUAUCUUCACGUUCCUCACCACAUUCGCUAGCAACUUCAGUUAAUGGUGCUUCAAACUUACAGACAAAAUUCAAUGGCUUCCCAGUGACCCAGUCGGCAUCAGCUAAUAACAACUAUAAAGAGGCUUUGUUAUCCACUAGCUUAAAAAGCAAUAGUAGUAGCAUUAUUGGAACAGCUGUAGCUGCGCAUACGCACGAAUUUCAAUUGUCACGACAACACAGGCAACAUUGGAAUGGCAGUAGAGUAAGUGUAUCAGCUGUUGAGAAUGGUACACAUCAACUACAGCAACAGACACAUGGCCUAAAUUUACGACACUCCUUUUCCACAAGUUCAAACUGUAAAUUACGUGAAUGCAGUGAGACUUUGUCAUCAAUGCUACGUAACUCUGCAAAUACCUGCAGCAAGGAUACAUUAAUAUUCAUUGAUCAACAAAGCCAUCAUCAUCACAGUUUAAUUGAAGAUGAUGAUGACACAUUUAUGGGCAGCCGUUCAUUAUGGAUUUCGCCAGUUACACCACAUAAGCUCAUUACCGUUUCACCAAAAAACUGAAAUAAUAAAAAAUAUUAAAUGCUGACUAUAUGUAAUAUUAAAUUAAAUUUAGUGUGUUGUUUG
This is a messenger RNA of Teleopsis dalmanni, 3507 nucleotides long. RefSeq lists its product as uncharacterized. Gene Ontology annotation, molecular function: protein binding; cysteine-type deubiquitinase activity. The record is from RefSeq and is a predicted model, not a curated record. NCBI's taxonomy places the organism in Eukaryota, Metazoa, Arthropoda, Insecta, Diptera, Diopsidae. Gene Ontology annotation, biological process: protein deubiquitination.